This is a messenger RNA of Amoebophrya sp. A25, 278 nucleotides long. NCBI's taxonomy places the organism in Eukaryota, Dinophyceae, Syndiniales, Amoebophryaceae. The record is from the annotation of a GenBank genome assembly.
ACAAGCCACCGCCUUGUUCAGACGUCUGAAGACGCAGACGGAGCAAGCAAAUGCAGACUUGAUAAACGCUACGGCGCCAGAGCACCUAAAAAGGGUGCUACAGACAACCAAAACAAGGAACGUCAUCGCAAUGAGAAAACUCAUCGCAUUGACGGGCCAUCCGGACACGUCGCUACCGGACGACAUCCUCCAUGGAUUUCAAACAAUAGGGGAGUACAAGAGUACUGGCCUUUGGAAGGCAGACGUCAAUGCCGCGGAGGCAAAGGACCUCAAAGAAU